Molossus molossus (Pallas's mastiff bat) is the source of this 1035-nucleotide messenger RNA. Its product is annotated as melanoma-associated antigen B10-like. Gene Ontology annotation, cellular component: nucleus. NCBI's taxonomy places the organism in Eukaryota, Metazoa, Chordata, Mammalia, Chiroptera, Molossidae. The record is from RefSeq and is a predicted model, not a curated record. Gene Ontology annotation, biological process: negative regulation of transcription by RNA polymerase II. Bases 1 to 1035 code for a protein of 344 amino acids. The transcript has a single exon.
AUGCCUCGGGGACAGAAGAGUAAAGUUCGUGCCCGUGAGAAACGUCGCCAGGCCCGAGACGAGAUCAGGGAUCCAGUGGGUGCUCAGGCCACUAUACCAGAUGAAGAGUCCCCUUCUCCCCCAUCUCCUGGUUUCAAAGAUCCUCAGAAUUCACCUGUCACUGGAACACCCAGCAAUCCUCAAGUGCCUGGGGCAGCCUGCUCCACCACCGCUAGUGCUGCGGCUGUUUCAAGCACAAGAUAUGACGAAGAUGCUAAUAAUCAAAUGCAGGAAAUGCUAAUUGCCUUACAUGUCAGUGAUAUCACUGAGCCCUGGUGUAGAGGCCCUCUGGAUGAAAAGGUGGUUGUGUUGGUGCACUACCUGCUGGACAAAUAUCAAAGGAAAGAGCCUAUUACCAAGGUAGAUAUGCUGAGAAAUGUAAUCCAGGUGUACAAGCAUCAUUUCCAUGAGAUCCUCAGGAGAGCUUCUGAGCAUUUGGAGCUGGUCUUUGGCCUUGAUAUUAAGGAAAUGGAUCCCAACAGGAAUACUUAUGUUCUCAUCAACAAACUAGAACUAAGCUGUGAUACGGGAGAACACAGAGGUGUGCCCAGGACUGGUGUGCUGAUGACUGUCCUGGGCGUGAUUUUCAUGGAGGGCAACUGCGCCACUGAAGAGGAAGUCUGGAAAGUGCUGAAUAUGAUGGGGUUACAUGCUGGGAGGAAGCACUUCAUCUUUGGGGAUCCCAAGAAGCUCAUCACAGAAGAGUUGGUGAAAAAAAAAUACCUGGUGUACCGCCAGGUGCCCGACAGUGAUCCUCCAUGCCACGAAUUCCUGUGGGGCCCAAGAGCCCAUGCUGAAACCAGCAAGAUGAAAGUCCUGGAGUUUGUGGCCAAGAUUAAUCAUACCAUCCCCAGUGCCUUCCCAUGCCAUUAUGAAGAGGCUUUGAGAGAUGAGGAAGAGAGAGCCCAAGCCAGAUCUACAGCCAAGGCUCGUAUUGCUGCCGUGGCCAGUGCACGCACCAAGGCCGUACCCAGAAGCUUUUUCUGCCCCAAGUGA